AUUUAUAGCUCUACUUUGGUGGAACACGUCUGUCCGCUCAAAGCAAAGAAAGAUUUAUCUGAUGAAGAAGAGAACGAUAUGCUUGAUUAUCUAAAUACAUCUCAAUAUCAGAUGGCUGGUAUUAUUGCCAUCUCUUUGAGUCGCAUCUCUAAUGAAUACACUGAAAAUUAUACUCAUGCUGUCAAGGAAGACCUUGUGAAGUUCUAUGGCAAUUCUUUUUACCUGAAAGUUGUCAAGGAGCAUGUGACACUUUACUGCCAUGGAAUGAUUAAUGUGGAUUUUGAAUCUGAAGUUGAAGAUGACAUCCUUCCUGUAUUUGUAAAGGAGAGAGUUCAACGUUGGUGUAGAGUUUGUGCUUCUAAUCAACAGCAAUUGCUGAGAGUGCAUUUGGUGGACCUGCAGAAGAGGCAUUGGCAUCACUUGAAAAACCGAUUGCUGAUUUGCCAUCUCUAAUUGUCCAAACUACUCAGGGGUGAGUAUGAUAUGAGGAAUGUGCAAGUUGAUUUUUCCAGUCAUAAAAUUAUCACUCUACAUGGUCGUGGUGUUUCACUGAUCAACUAGAAAGUCCAUUCAAGUUUCAAUCAACCAUACAGUUUGGGUUAAUUAAACUUUUUAAUCAUGUUGUCAAUCAAAUAUCAAAUGUGUGAUGCUGUAAUUGCGUAUCAUUUCUCAUUAAGAUUUGUUUUCAGGUUCAAAUAUUAAUCCCAGCAUUGAGGAAUACACACAUGGAGUAAUAAUACAGUUUCAAUCAUUUGAAGCUUUUGUGAUAUUUUUGAGCAGCUCAGAAUACAUAGAAGUAGGGAGACUGACUUAUAUUAUGCUUAUAUGGGGCAUUUCUUACAACUUUGUGCCAUCAAUUCUUUGCUACUAAAGUUUCAAGUACAAAUUCUUAAAUUUUGGGUCGCAAAAAUUGCUCCUGCCAAAACGGAUGCGAGAACUCAAAAUUUAUUUUGAAAGUUGAGAAUUUUAAGUUGUGAUUGGCCAGGAAUUUAUGAAAUCAAGUGUGUGUAUAUAUAUAUUUCUGUCAAGUGAAUUUUAACUUUUCUUUUGGUCAUUGCACUGGCUGUCGCAACUUUAUCAACAGGGAAGAUCAAUCAUAAGAGGAGUGUGAAUUAUCUUUAAGUUUGAAAUAACAGAUGUGGAGCAGCAAAUUUGAGCUGAUCAUCAGGAAAAAGCUUCCCAUUCAUUUCUCUGUUGAUCCGGUGGGUAAAGAGCUUAUGUAGCAAGGAUCCCAUUGUUUCUGCUGUGCAUUUUUCUGCUCAUAUAAGCUGAGGAAUUAUGAAAGGAUACAUGCAUUGUAUAUGAUUCAAUGAAUGCUAGCAACGGUGGAAAACAAUUUCAGCUCAGUGGCCUUCAACUUUCUGCGAUCAAGCACAUUGGCAUUUGUGCAGGUUUGCCAUGGAAAUUGGUAAUUGGAAUUUGUUUUGACGGCUGGUCUCUAUAUAUUCUUCACUCGCAGUUCUCUGGAUAUAUCUGCAACUAAAAAGCUGGUUCCAAUGGGUAUGGUGAUCAACAUGAGCAAGAACAGACAAGGGCUUUGAUAGCAUAGUUCAAUGUUGAACAUCUAAGAAGCAGUGGCUCCCAUCCUAUGAUUCACAAGUGGAGUUGUCAAUACGAACGCCUCUCUCUGUGCUUGUUUUGGUGAUUGAUGUCGGCUUUUGACUUUGCAUCAACUGCAUCUCUUCUUUGCCCAUGGCUUUUUACAAAGAUAAUAUUGUUUCAGUACAUUCACAGAGACAAUAUGCGGUCAAAGGUGGCUAAUAUGUUGGAUUUUUUCUAUCUCUAACUUAUUCAAUAUACUUCACCACCUAUACAUCGAA
Mangifera indica (mango) is the source of this 1820-nucleotide messenger RNA. RefSeq lists its product as uncharacterized. The transcript has 7 exons. Lineage: Eukaryota; Viridiplantae; Streptophyta; Magnoliopsida; Sapindales; Anacardiaceae. The record is from RefSeq and is a predicted model, not a curated record. The annotation marks the transcript as partial.